AUGUAUUAAUCUAGUAUUGAUUAGAACAUUAUAUAAUCUACAACAGUUAAAACAAUCAAAGAACUCAAAAAACUAGGAGAUUCAAGGAUUAAUUUAGAAGCUGAGGAUAAUGAAAUUAAUGAUUCUACUGUAAGUGGAAAAAACUCUCCUGGUGGAGAUACAUCAAAAACUUAGCAUACAAAAAAUUCAAUAAUUAAAAAUCCAAAGUUUAAAUUCAAUGCUUAGACAUAGAAUCGUAUUGUCUCUAUGAAAUAGACUAUCAAUAAAUAAACUGAAGAAGCUACAGAAUAAAGUAAUGGAUUCAGAAGAGCCUCUUUAAGAUAAGGUUCAAUCAAACCUUAUAAAGCUAAUACUUAAUUAUAAUUAUAAUUAUAAGAAAAUGAUCCUGUUGAUUUGAAUAAUGCAAUUAAUUUAGUUUUAACAAAAUGCAAGAAUAUUAGAGAUGAAUUUGAAGAAUUAUAACUUACAAAUACUUUGAUUAACAAAUUUAUUAAAAAUGACAAACAAUUUCAUUUUACAUUUUAAGCUUUUCUUGAUGAUUUAGUAGUAAAAGGAAAACUAUCUCAAAAUUUAACUAAUAUAUAAAAACCAAUUUUACAAAAAAUUGAAUAAUUUACUAUAAAUCAUGUUAAAAGAUGUAUUUAAAAAUCUUAGAUUAAUCAAUAAUAUGAAGAAAAAUCAAAGCAUGUUGAUACUUUAUUUAAUCGAUACUAUAGAGAAUUAGCAAAUAUUGAAUAAAAUAUAAAAUACUUUUGA
This is a messenger RNA of Paramecium pentaurelia, 756 nucleotides long. The record is from the annotation of a GenBank genome assembly. NCBI's taxonomy places the organism in Eukaryota, Ciliophora, Oligohymenophorea, Peniculida, Parameciidae.